AUGUCGAACACCUCUUCAUCACAUGGUUCCUCGCGUGGGAUAGACUUUAGGCCGUCUACCCCCGACCAAACCAGACCUACGCUUUCUCGAUCGAACUCUCUGGCGCCGAAAUCAGAGUACCUACGGCAUGCGCUCCAGGCACGGAGGGCACAGGGUACGCCCACUCCUUCACCUCAGGAUAUCAAAGUGCCCCCACCACUAGCACAGAAGCCUCCGGAGAUAUGCACACCCAAGACUUCGCCGGAUAUCUUUGAUCAAUUCGCCCUCACGGAAGAACAAAUGACCCCGGUUUCGCCCAUUCGACGACGUCGACCUAGCGAUGCUCGUCCACCGCAGUCCAGGACAAGUCGAGAACUCACAGAAGAGAUCGACAAGUUGAAACAGACGCUCAUGACUGCCAACAUGCGAGUGGAGCUGCUGAGGAAGGACAACAAGGUGCUGCAGCAUGAUUUGACGGCCGCCAAAGAACAAAUCGAACGGAUGGAGCCACUAGAGGAUGCGAACUACGAGCUGACUGCGGAGAACAAGCAACUCAGACUCAAAAUGGAAAAGAUGGAUGAGGAGAUGACGAAGCUGCGAGAAAUCGACGAGGAGCAUCGGAAGACCAACAUCGAGCUCACCGCUAUAGCAAGCGAGAGCGCGGCACACUGGACAGAUCACGAGCUCGCCAUCGAAGAAGCUGCCGAGCACAUCAUCAAGAUGGAGGAGGAGAAGGAGUUGCUUUCGGAAGAACUCAGGCAACUCAAACAGCGAGUCAUGGCUAUAGAAAGCCAUUCCCCCGCUAGCACGCUCGUCAACAGCCCUGGCAAAUUCCCACUUCGCGUCUUCAGUGUGGACGAGUCGCGGCCUUCUACUUCGCACUUCGACUCGGAUUACUACAGCCAGCCUGAAUCGCCGCAAGCCAAGCAUAGCAGCGCAUCGAUUAGGUCGUUUACGCCUUCAGAACGGUCGAAGAAGUUUCUUGAUCUCAAGGAAGAGCGACGACGGUCUGCUCGUGAUCUGAGUGAGCGCAUGUCUGCAGUAUCCCUGAAGGCACUACGCGAUGCGUCUCUUUCUCCAACGCCAGAAGAAGUUCCCGCAGUUCCUACGACCCACCAGCAACAGGUUCCUUCCAUCGUAGCGGAUGACAGAUCUGCCACCCCCUCAAGACGUCGAGAGCACGUUCGCCAAAUCGACCAGCCACGUCCGCUGUCUUUGAUGGACGCAGCAGAGAUCUCCCCACCACGAGCACACACCGUUGCCCCUCAGGCUCCUGACCGCCAACCAGACGGUCUGCGAGGUCUAUACCGCCCCCGCAAACCCUCAAGCCGAGCAUCAACCGACCAACGCCCAUCCUCAAGCUACAUCCCUAGUACCACAAACACCCCCGGUAGUUCCCUAGGCCGCCACCACUCCACCCGAGAGGCCUCCCCUCACGUGCCCGCACGCAGCAGCAGCAGACACCGAACCACAGAGCGUUCAACCGAGUCACCCCAACGCACCUCACCACGCCACCGCUCCUCCUCCAUCGACGCGCGAACCCCCCAAACGAACCGACACUCAAUGGCACCAGGGUGGGAAUCCACCACCCCACCCCCCUCCUACACCCCCUACUCCCCCGCCUCCAACACCUCCACCCUCGAUCUAACCAGCUCGUUAGAUCCCCGUCGAGCCAAAGACCAAUGGUGGCGCAGUCUCGAUCGUUUAACUCACUCUCAAGUCAUGGCUCAGGAGAUACAAGCCCAGGGCAUACAGAUGCCGCGUGGUUAUGACGCCGGGCCAAAUCCUACUCCUGCUGUUGUUGCUCCUCCUAACAGCCAGCGCACGAGGAGUAGUAGUACAACGGGCCAGCAUCGCAGCCGUAGACCUACGCCUACGCCUUCGAGUGCGCUGAAUAGUCAUCCUGUUGUGGCUGCGGAGAAGGAUUGUCUGUUUAAUGCGGAGGAGAGUACGGAGGAUUUUAUGAGUAAGAUGAGGGGUGGGAAGGGGUCGAGGGAUUCGGUGUUUUCCUUGCGUUAA
Alternaria metachromatica is the source of this 1998-nucleotide messenger RNA. RefSeq lists its product as uncharacterized. The record is from RefSeq and is a predicted model, not a curated record. The transcript has a single exon. Bases 1 to 1998 code for a protein of 665 amino acids. NCBI's taxonomy places the organism in Eukaryota, Fungi, Ascomycota, Dothideomycetes, Pleosporales, Pleosporaceae.